AAAUUUGAUUUUAGAAACAAACAAGGCCUUAAUUGAUCGGCAAGGAGCGGCGUGGUUAUAUUGCCCUAUUGGAUUCUUGCAAUCGCUGAGUUCCAUUUAUUUCCUUCCGGAGAUUUCUACCGCGACAAAAGGCCAUCUCUCGCCGAUUUACUCCAAAAUCAUUUUCAUGGAUGCGUCGUUUGUCGAUUCAAUUAAGGAGUUGUUGUUGCGCUCGCCCUUCGAUUCGAUUCAAGAUUCCCCUUUUUCAAUUGUUUGUUUUCAUCGUGCCGAUUUUACUCGUAGUUGUGUCCGUUUUUGCUAACCUAGUUUCGGUAGAUUACAGAAAUUAAAGGGUUCAGAUUCGGAUCCGAGCUUCCUUCAAGAUGGGUAGAAGAAGUUCUCAGAAGAAAAAUGCUGCAAUGCUUGAUAGUGAUGAUACUGAUAGUCUGAGCUCGUCUUCGUCAUCUCUGCGGCUUGAUAACAUGGCAGAGCUUAGCAUCCAGGAGAUGCAAGUGGAAAAAGACUCCUUGCUUGAUCAAUGGUUGGAUGCUUUGUUUGAGAAAAGAGGAUCUACCAGGGAGAAGGCUUUGGCAUCAAUUAUUGAUGCAUUUAAUAGCAGCUUGCAGUAUGAGUUUAUUGAAAAAAAAUUUGCUACAUUGUUGCACCAAUGUUUGAAUUCAAUUAAAAAGGGUUCUGCAAAGGAGGUCGCUCUGGCAUCUCAUUUGAUAGGAAUUUUGGCUCUGACCACUGGCCCUGGGAGGAAUGCAAAAGAAAUCUUCGAAGAAUCAAUCACUCCAAUAUCAGAGGCUCUUCGAACCCGGCCUGAGGCAUCCAAGACAUCAUCGUUGCUUGAGUGUUUGGCUGUUAUUACUUUCGUGGGUGCCGAAGAACCGGAGGAAACAGAAAGAUCAAUGCAAAUAAUGUGGCAAGUGGCACACCCAAAAUUGGGUACCAAUGUAGCUGCUGCUAAACCCUCGCCAGUGUUGAUAACUAUGGUGGUCUCUGCGUGGUCAUUUCUUCUUACCACCGUAAAUGGAUGGGCACUUAACUCUAGGAAUUGGCAAGAAUCUAUAUCGUACUUCUCCACGCUGCUGGACAAGGAUGACCGGUUGCUGCGCAUUGCAGCCGGCGAAGCACUUGCAUUAAUAUUUGAGAUAGGAAGCUUGGAGAAGUUCUGUGGAGAACCCAAAGUAUCUGGCGAAUCCUCCGUUGAAGAUGGGAGUGAGAAUCGAAAAACAAUGCAUAUACAUGGCUUGAAAAAUAAAGUCCUCAACAAAGUGCGAGGCCUCUCUGCCGAGGCAGGUGGUAAAGGGUCUGCAAAGAAAGAUCUCAAUAACCAGAGGAACACUUUCCGCGACAUUCUUGAUUUUCUGGAGCAGGACGGUUAUGCCCCCGAAAUUGCAAUGAAAAUUGGUGGGGAAUCUCUUAGCACUGAAACAUGGGCUCAAUCGAUACAGUUAAACUUCUUAAAACAUUUCCUUGCUGGAGGAUUUGUGAAGCACAUGCAGGAGAACCAAUUUCUUCAGGAUGUAUUUGGUUUCACACCGAAGAGGAAGCUUCAAGCAGAGGGUGUGCAUCGAAUGUCGGGAGGUGAAAAGAGGAUGUACAAAUCACCGAACUCUGCCAUCAACAAGGCGCGGACGCAGUUUCUGAACAAGCAGAGGAUGCAAUCGCAGGAUAAGAAUGCGGGUCACUUUGCAGUUGGAUUCGAUGACCGGUAAACCAGGAAAGUACCCAAUGUUUGUGAGAAAUCGAUACCAAUUAUGUGUAAUGAUUUGGGAUUGUGGAAGUGAUGUUUAAUUCCAUAAAUGGAUUGAAGGGACAAAACAUUCAUUUAUUAAGGUGUGAUUAUAAACAUAAAUUAUGGGAUUGAUUGUGGUAUGUAUUUCCAGUUUUCUUGUCUAUCAUAUCAUGUGCAUUCUUA
Messenger RNA from Andrographis paniculata, 1903 nucleotides. RefSeq lists its product as uncharacterized. NCBI's taxonomy places the organism in Eukaryota, Viridiplantae, Streptophyta, Magnoliopsida, Lamiales, Acanthaceae. Bases 363 to 1700 code for a protein of 445 amino acids. The record is from RefSeq and is a predicted model, not a curated record. The transcript is spliced from 13 exons.